UUUGCCUUAAUUUUAAUCAUAAGAGGGUUUCCUUAUGAUUUGGGGGAGCGAUGCUUGGUGGUAUGCCCUUCACUAAUCAUCAACAGUUUGCCAUGACAAAAUACAUGCAUGAAGAUGGAUGACUCUUCAAAUUAAAGAUGGAAGCUGACUUUCUCACAAGAAAUGGUUAUAGCUUACAAAAAUGAUUCAUUGCGGCACCUGGAGACCUCAGUAUUAUGUCUUUGUGUGAAGACAUGCUGCUUUGUAAUUAUCGCAAAUGUCGCAUCAAACUCUCUGGUUAUGCCUGGGUCACUGCCUGCUCACACAUCUUCUGUGACCAGCAUGGCAGUGGUGAGUUUAGUCGUUCACCUGCUAUCUGCCCUGCCUGCAAUAGUACCCUCUCUGGAAAGCUAGAUAUUGUCCGCACAGAACUCAGUCCAUCUGAGGAGUAUAAGGCCAUGGUAUUGGCAGGACUUCGGCCUGAAAUUGUGUUGGACAUUAGCUCCCGAGCACUGGCCUUCUGGACAUACCAGGUACAUCAGGAGCGUCUCUAUCAAGAAUACAAUUUCAGCAAGGCUGAGGGCCAUCUGAAACAGAUGGAGAAGAUAUAUACUCAGCAAAUACAGAGCAAGGAUGUUGAAUUGACCUCUAUGAAAGGGGAGGUCACCUCCAUGAAGAAAGUGCUAGAGGAGUACAAGAAAAAGUUCAGUGAUAUCUCUGAGAAACUUAUGGAGCGAAAUCGGCAGUAUCAAAAGCUCCAAGGCCUGUAUGAUAGCCUGAGGCUACGUAACAUCACUAUUGCUAACCAAGAAGGUAACCUUGAACCAAACAUGAUUGCACAAUCUGGUGUUUUUGGCUUUCCAGUAGGGAACAACUCCAAAUUUCCUUUGGAUACUACACCAGUUCGAAAUCGCUGUGGUGGAGAUGGAGAGUUUCAAUUCAGACCAUUUUUUGUGGGUUCUCCCACAGCACCUGAACCCAGCAACAGCUUUUUUUGUUUUGCCUCCCCAAGUCGUGAAUUAGACCAGCAGCAGGUCUCUAACAGGGCCUUUAAAGUAAAAAGAGUUUAGCUUACUUCUCAGAAUGGUUUUCUGUUUAUUUUUAGUGAUUUCAUUUAGCAAAAAAUUCUUGAUUCUAGUUAGCUGUCACCAACCUGUUUAUAUAAGUCUUUGAAGUUGUUUUCAUAGUUACAACUUAAAAGGAACUUAGUCGCGAUGGGGGAAAUAACUGAGUCUUUUUUUCCUCUAUUUCCAUUAUGUAAAGCAUGAGCAUUUUAUUAGACUCAAUUUCAUUGUGAACAGUUGAGUUUUCACCAAUAGUGAAAAGGCUACAAUAUUAUUGGGUCUUUUGUAGACCAUUUGUUUCUGUCUGCACUGUUUCAGAUUGAACUAUGUGUUUAUGUAUCUGUACAUAAGCACCUGUGUUAUAAGUCUGCAUCUCCGCUUUGGUUCUGGUGUCUUUGAAUAUAUGUAUGUGUGUUUAUUUACAGUGAUAUUUUGCCAGUAUAUUUAUUUUAAGAAUUUGAUUUCAGGAAAUGGUGGAUGAGUCUGUUAUUUGAGUGUGUACAUUUAUUUGUAUGUAUUCAUAUAUUCAUUGUAUUAACUUUUGGAGGUGUACUCAUGUUACUGAAUGAGAGUAGGAUUUGAUACAUGAAUGUUGAGUUCAUUUUUUUAUUUAAAGAUAAUUCACAUUGAUAAAGUUAUUUUAAAGUUGAUUUUUUGACAUCUAUUUUAAAAUAAAAUUACU
Talpa occidentalis (Iberian mole) is the source of this 1725-nucleotide messenger RNA. RefSeq names its product cyclin B1 interacting protein 1 (gene CCNB1IP1). Gene Ontology annotation, cellular component: synaptonemal complex. The record is from RefSeq and is a predicted model, not a curated record. The transcript has 5 exons. Gene Ontology annotation, biological process: reciprocal meiotic recombination. Lineage: Eukaryota; Metazoa; Chordata; Mammalia; Eulipotyphla; Talpidae. Gene Ontology annotation, molecular function: ubiquitin protein ligase activity. Bases 216 to 1049 code for a protein of 277 amino acids.